Messenger RNA from Morus notabilis, 742 nucleotides. RefSeq lists its product as uncharacterized. NCBI's taxonomy places the organism in Eukaryota, Viridiplantae, Streptophyta, Magnoliopsida, Rosales, Moraceae. The coding region runs from base 62 to 592 and encodes 176 amino acids. The transcript has 2 exons. The record is from RefSeq and is a predicted model, not a curated record.
UCCAUUUUCUUCUCCUUCUUUUCUUCUCGUUUUCUAGAUCUAAAGUUUCCAUUAAAAAAAAAUGCUCUUAAAAUUCAGGAGCCCCUUCAAGCUAGAAGAGGAUCAUGAUAGCCCUAAUAAACCGAACAGAUCCUUAUCGUGUAAUAACAAAACCAACUAUGAAACUGAUAUCGUGGUUGGGUUGCGAAUCGUCGAACAAAUAUCAUCACAAGGGGAUCAAAAUCAACAGUCGAAUGUCGUUGUGAAAUCCGCGGUGAGAUUGAGUCAACCAACACUCAACAACUCGUCUCUUGAGUACUCUUGCUUUCUCAAAACUUGUAACCUUUGCAACAAAGAACUAAGUCUUGAUAAAGAAGUUUAUAUGUACAGAGGGGAUCAAGGAUUUUGUAGUAUAGAGUGCCGCGAUCGACAGAUUUUCCUUGAUGAAAUGAGAGAAUUAGAAGCUUCUACCAAGCAAAUGAUUGCAUCUUACAGGAGUACUUCUUGCAGUCCUGCAAGGCAUGAAACUCGCAUUCUCUUAGAAGACCUUCGUCAAAGAGAUCAUAAGCCUAUCCCUAAUCACCGAAGAAAUCGCGCAGUUGUCAUCUCCUAGCUAAUUAGUUUUAGAUUUUGUGCUGUUUGAAGAUGAGCAAAUCAUCAAAUCCAAAAGAGACUGUUUUAGCAGAAGAGAAAUUAAAAGAUAAAGAAAUUUUGAGUAUGUGGAAUUUUUGUAUAGCAUUUUGUUACACAAAUAUUAAGUAAU